Messenger RNA from Emericellopsis atlantica, 1929 nucleotides. RefSeq lists its product as uncharacterized. The record is from RefSeq and is a predicted model, not a curated record. Bases 1 to 1929 code for a protein of 642 amino acids. NCBI's taxonomy places the organism in Eukaryota, Fungi, Ascomycota, Sordariomycetes, Hypocreales, Bionectriaceae. The transcript has a single exon.
AUGUGCGCCCAAUGCGCUGGCAAGGACUUUGCCUCCGUCUUCGCCUGGAAGGAGGGCGUGAGGGAAUGGGUGAGCGUGGGCCACGUGCUGGACUACACGGACGAGCCGUCCUGUCCGUACUGCCUCUUCUUCCGCGCCUACCUGGCCGUGGCGCCGCAGAGUCACAGCGGCAAGUUCAGUCCGUAUCUGAGGAUACGACUGGCCUGGGAGAGAUUUGGGAUACCAGAGAGUCAUCCGCUGGGCAGGGCCGUGGUGAUGGAUGUGCUGGGGAGGAACAAGGCAUUGCCGUGGGGCCACAUUAUCCUCGCGGCGGAGGACCAGACGCCGCAGGCAUAUCUGGCUGACGAGAAGAAGAUUGGUGGAAGGCUCGUCGAGGGGGUUGCGGACGUUGAGCUGGUCAAGACGUGGAUGGGGUACUGCGUGGACAAACACGAGUGCAAGAAUCCGACAAGGAGGAUGACGGUGAAGCUUGUGGAUGUGAAGGAGAAGGCUCUCCAAGAGUUCGAAGGGGACGAGAUACCAGAAUAUGUGGCUGUGAGCUACGUACACGACGAGGCGACUCAAGCCACACAGACGCUGAGCGACGACAUGCCCAGGAUAUUCGAAGAUGCAAUGUCCUUCACCGAACAACUAGGGUAUCGAUACGUCUACAUUCAUCCCUACUGUCGCUCCGAAGGCGUGGGAGGUAUCUUCUCGUCAGCAACCCUGACACUCAUCUUCACGACGCCGACAUCUCCCAUAUCGACACCGCGAACGCCGCAACUAUCCCUCCAGUGCGACGCUAGGCUCUACCUGACGUCGCUUCUGCGGCCAGACCUCGAAGUGGCAUCUUCACCCUGGUGCCGACAAGGGUCUACGUUCCAGGAAGGCCUGCUGAGUACGCGGAAGGUCGUUUUCACGAGCAGCCAGGUCUACUGGCAGUGCGCCGAAAUGUGUCUUUGCGAGAGCAUGUGCGUGCCGCUGCAACACACGGCAGGCCUGAACCUCGGACGCGUAUUUCCCGAAGGAGGCGCGCAUGGCAACGCGGCAGAAUAUAAGAGGACAGUCCGAGAGUACCUGGCAAAGGACUUUGCAAAGCCAGAGGAAAAGGUCCAGGACUUCUGGGGGGUGGCAGAGCACUACUUCAAGCGCCCGAGCGGAAUCGACCAUCUCGUGGGCCUGCCGCUUUUUGCUAGAGGGAGUCUUGACGCAGGCGAAGCGGACGCACGGAGUGAUAGGCUGGCGUUUGGUCUAUCGUGGGCGCCUGUGCGGUCACAGACCGGGACACCAGCCGAAGGGUAUGUGCUCGACGCCGCAAGGCAGUGUCCUUCGUGGACAUGGCUUGCCUGGAGACCUACCACGGGCGGGGGCUUCACAUUCCCAUCGGACGAGGACGCGGUGGUCUACAGCGCAUCGCCCAAAAUGGAGUUUUCGCUGGGUCUGCAGGACGGUGCUGUCGUACCGUGGGAUCUGGCGGCGGAGGACACGUCAGAGUUGAAACUCGACUUUCUCCGGCUCAAGACAUAUUCGUUCGGCCUGAAUGUGAAGAAGGAGGGGGACACCAGCGCCAUUACGGGCAUCCAUCUGGCACGUACGCAGAGAGAUCUGGUCAAGAGCUGGGUCAAGGCGGAGGGCGAGUGGGAGCUGAUGGGGGUGGUGCUUCUGGCGAAGAAGUGGAGGGAGGCUGGCGACAAGGAGGCCGUCUGCCUCGUGCUGGGGCCGAGUGAUCUCACGGAUGCCCAGGAUGAUGCAGUGGAUGGGGGAGAAGUGCCGGUAGAUAGAGAAGCAGCGGCAGCAGGGAAGAACUGGACACGGCUGGGCGUCAUGUUACUGUCUUUCCUUGACUUUACGCCGCUGGAUGACGAGACGGCCGUGCUGGAGGGAAUGGCCCUCGACGGGGGCGACAGGGGGGAUGUGAGCGUUUCCGUCAAGGAGGUGGAUGUUUACUAG